Molecule: messenger RNA, 213 nt
Organism: Peronospora belbahrii
Lineage: Eukaryota; Oomycota; Peronosporomycetes; Peronosporales; Peronosporaceae
Source: the annotation of a GenBank genome assembly
AUGCUUGCAGAUCGGGCACUGGCGGUGGCACAUGAGCCGUUGGCCGAUGCAUUCUCGGAGAUAAAAGUGCAAACACGAAUCUGGAAGUUGAACGUGGAAAGUGCAAUAAUUUGCAGUGCGUUAAUGCGACGGAGCAAUGAUAAGAAGCGCAGCGUGUUUCGAUCCUCAUCUGCGUCAUUGCCAAUCUCAGGUGUUCCAGCGAAGAUGAAGUAG